AGGAGGGAGCCACAGGCUGAGCUGAUUCCACGUGUGACGCUUGCAUUCUCAGCUCAGUGAUAUUUUCUUUAGCGGGCUUCGGCGUAGCCUUGUGAGUCUUCGUUAGUUACUGGCUAUAGUUGGGUUAGCUAUGGAGGGAGACGGGAGCCAAGCCACAUCUGGAGGAACCCCUAAUGAUUCGCAACACGACCCGGGUAAAAUGUUUAUCGGUGGCCUCAGCUGGCAAACUUCGCCAGACAGCCUUAGAGACUAUUUUACUAAAUUCGGGGAAAUCAGAGAAUGUAUGGUGAUGAGAGAUCCAACGACAAAACGCUCCAGGGGCUUCGGAUUCGUUACUUACGUAGAUGCUGCCAGUGUAGAUAACGUCUUAGCUCAGCAACACCACGAAUUAGACUCAAAAACGCCACAUGCACUUGACGCCAAUAAGUAGCCCUCCCCUCCUUCAAAUUACAAGACCUUCUGCUAACCCUAUCUUUACCAUUGAGCAUUGAGUGCUAUGUUACAUAAAGUAAUUUGAGCACCAAUGGCACCUGCAAUGCUUUCUCUCCAGGAACAUCUGAGUGUUUUGAGAUGGGGGAACAUGUUUAUUGUUGAAUCUGCAUAUUAUAUAAAUUGAUUGUUAUUCUGUAUUUGUUUUUUGUGAAAAUACAUUCCCAGCUGUCUUCAUAUAUUUUAGUAGGCUUAACAUUGUUGUACAUAUGUGGCUUUGUUUUUCAUGCACCAUAUCUAUGCACCAUCAGGCGUUAUUGGCUUUUCUUUUUACAAAAUGCAGUUUAUAAAUAUAUGUUUUUUGUAUGUUUUUAUGAGUUAAACUUUCAUUUUUCAUCCUCCCAAGUCCCAAUAGACUGUGUCAUUGGCCUCAGUAUCCACCCAUUUACCCCUGUCUUCAUCUCAGAUGUCUGCAUAUUAUCCACACACCUUCUGUCUGCAUAUUAUCCACUUCCUCUCUCACUGCAAGUCUGCUAAAGUGCACACAUUCACACAACAUGACCCAUUUUAAAUCACAAACCCAAGACUAACUGUUAUCCCCAGUGAAUGCCAUAAAAACAUACCGCUAUUGUUUAAUUUAUUGUUACAGUAUAUUUAGUUUCUGAAUGUAUGGAUGGAUCAAAUGAGUUUGGUGGGAGGAUGUAUAGGAGGACGGGCUCAUUGUAAU
This is a messenger RNA of Salvelinus sp. IW2-2015, 1156 nucleotides long. The record is from RefSeq and is a predicted model, not a curated record. NCBI's taxonomy places the organism in Eukaryota, Metazoa, Chordata, Actinopteri, Salmoniformes, Salmonidae.